CGCUCCCGGUUGUCUAUUUCCACCCGUCCUCUCCUCCCUCAGCAACAUCCUAGAUGGGUAACCCGACAGCACAGACCAAGAACACUCUUUCGGUACGAGAUAAUAGGACUGGGAAAACAUACGAGAUACCAAUUGAAGACAAUACCGUCCCAGCAACGGCGUUCAAUUCAAUUCAAGCACCUCGAGCAGCGAACGAGCGAGAAGAAAAUGAAACCGAAAAGGGCUUGAGAGUUUCGGACAAGGGGUUUUUGAAUACGGCUGUGAUGAGGAGUGAGAUCACAUAUAUCGAUGGCGAAGCAGGAGUUCUUCGGUACAGAGGAUACCCAAUUGAACAACUUGCUACUCGGUCAUCCCACCUCGAAACCGCCUAUCUCUUGAUAUACGGCUCAUUACCCACUGCCCCACAAUUCAAAACCUUCCAAGAUGAAGUCAUGCACCAUUCAUAUGUACACUCCGAUGCAGCCCAGUUCUUCCGUUCGUUCCGUUAUGACGCCCACCCAAUGUCAAUCCUCACCAGCGCAUUCGCAUACAUGGGUUCAUACUACAAUGAAGCGAAUCCUUCUCUCCAAGGGCAAAAUUUGUAUACAGCCGGAUCCAAGGAGUCGUUUGAGACUAUGGAUAAACAGAUAUAUCGGUUGAUCGGGAAGGCGACUACGUUGGCUGCGAUGGCGUACCGAGUCCGACAAGGAAGGGAGUUUGUUAUUCCACCCCAUGGUUUAAGCUAUACUGGCUCUUUCCUGUACCAGAUGGAUCAUCUCGGCCAGGAAGGAUACAAACCGAAUCCUGUUCUGGAAAAGGCGCUCGAUGUGCUUUUCCUACUACAUGCCGACCAUGAGCUGAAUGCGUCUGCUACGACUGUUCUACAGACGGGGAGUUCCCUUGUUGACCCGUAUUCUGCUAUUGCGGCUGGUUGUGCAUCACUCUACGGGCCAUUGCACGGAGGGGCGAAUGAAGCCGUGAUUCGAAUGUUGAUCUCCAUAGGGCGCCCCGAAAACGUACCAGCAUUCCUCGAAGCUGUCAAAAGAAGAGAAAGGGUUUUGUCUGGAUUUGGUCACCGGGUGUACAAAACCUCUGAUCCACGGUCGUUCAUUGUACGGAAGACAGCCGACGAGGUGUUCAAAAUAACCGGCAAAGACGAGCUGCUCGAGACCGCCAUGGCCCUUCACGAGGCAGCCAUGAAAGCGAGCGAUGGGCUUUCCUUUGGACUUUUUCCCGGUGUUGUUUGCGGUACCCCGUGUGGUCGGUUGGUUGGCACACUGGCGUCAGAUGAUGCUCCAACCAGGAGGGGUCAAAAUUUGGCGGCCAAGACAGGUUUACGUUGGAUCUAGUAAACGAGAUUAUGUAUCUGUUGAAGAUCGUGUUCCUGUUGAAGGAAUGAAGAAAGAGCCAUCUGCAGUAGUUCACUCAGGGAUUUCGAAAAGAACAAUGCUUGCGACGUUCAAAUGGGCGAAGCUAUAAGUUUAAAGCGUAGCUCAAAGGGUGGUAAGGGGUCGACCGUUACUUAUUCCAUCCAUUCUUGAUAUUUAAUUAUUUAAAUUUACUGUGCUUACGACAUGUCGAGAUGAAACGUAUUGAUGGUUACGGUAUUUU
Marasmius oreades (fairy-ring Marasmius) is the source of this 1590-nucleotide messenger RNA. RefSeq lists its product as uncharacterized. Lineage: Eukaryota; Fungi; Basidiomycota; Agaricomycetes; Agaricales; Marasmiaceae. Gene Ontology annotation, molecular function: acyltransferase activity, acyl groups converted into alkyl on transfer. Gene Ontology annotation, biological process: tricarboxylic acid cycle. The transcript is spliced from 19 exons. The coding region runs from base 54 to 1328 and encodes 424 amino acids. The record is from RefSeq and is a predicted model, not a curated record.